GGGCUUUGGGCCAUAGCUCAGGGGCAGGGCAUCUGCUUUGCACCCUAAAGGUCCUGGGUUCAAUCCCUGGGAUCUCCAGGCCGGGCUGGGAAAGCGUGACACUCUGGACAACGGCUGCCAGUCUGGGUGGACAAUACUGAGCUGGAUGGAGCAACGAUCUGGCAUCUUCCUCUGUUCCUCAGAGGGCCUAUAAGGAAGUGCAGAUACAGCCUAGUGGUGAAGCCAAGGAGACUUUCUGGAAGAGAUGCAUGCAAGCUGGAGGAAACCUGAGCUCCGUCAGGCUGGCCCAGCAGCUUCAGAUCUCAGGAGGGUUACCAUCUUGGUCGCUGGGAUCCCCACAUCUCACUGACUGAGGGGGGCAGACAAACAGCAGGAAGGGGCAUCUGGCCCCCAAAUGCAGGGACUGGCAACAAACUCUCCCACUGCAGCAAGCAAGCGAGCUAGGUGGCUAGCCAGGCGGUGAAACCAGCCUCGUCAACGCCUGCCUCAUCCAACAGCUGGGAGCCAAGGAGGAGUCUGGAGGUGGGAAGCCUUCCUGGAGGUUCACGCUCUGUGCUGGAUAGCCUUUUGCCCAGAGGUCAGCAGCAGCACAACAGGAAGCCACGCGGCCCUGGCUCGGACGGCUGGCAGCGACGCCGCAGAGAGCCCCGCCGAGCGCAGAGGGGUCCCCUUGGCCUGCCUUCUGCUCAGCAGCCCUCGUGGCCGCAGCAUCAACGCCGCUGUCAAUGGAAGCCAGACCGGAGCUGGGAAGCGGCUGCUGUUCCCUAGCAGGAAGAUGUUGUGAGGAAACGGCCAACUUGGCAUGGAGCAGAACCGGCUCUUCCUCCUCCUCACUGUAUUCCUGCUCCAUAUGAAUUUAUCCAGGAUGAGUCCCACACGGCUGGUAUGUGACCGGCGGCUAAUCCAGAAAUACAUCACUGAAGCCAUGGAUUUGGAGGAGAAAGUGAGCCAGUGCAAAGAGUUCCCUUUCCUCCAGCAGCCUGUGCACCUGCCAUUGGUGGGUUUCAGCCUCCGACAGUGGAUGGCAAAGACAAAUCAGGCCAAAGGGCAAGACGUUUUCCGUGACCUGGCAAAGCUGGUAGAUGGCACAGCAGCGGCGCAAGAGCAGCUGAGGCAGGAAUGUGCCUUUCCGCUGCUCCAGCAGCUUUUCGAGAGAGGCAGCUCCUUCCUUCUUCACCUACGAAACUUCGGGUGGCAGGAACAGGAGUCUACUGAGCAGCCAGAGACAGUCGCCCAAUUAAUUCCAACAAGAAAUCUUAGGACAAUCUUCCAGACCUAUAAACAGCUCAUGCGGGGAAAGCUACACUUCCUCUUCCACGAUUUGUGGAAAGACUCCUGCGGCGGGGAAGAUCAUCACAGGGCGGCCAACCCUGCACAGCAUCCUCCCAGUCUGGUCACCUCAAGGGACCACUGAAGGACCCUGUGGGCUGCCGGUCUGAAUCUUCAAGGGAGAGGCAACAUGAGUAGCAGGCCCUCUGGUGGCCAGGAGUGGAAGAGCAAGCCCGACCAAGCCCUCUAAGGAGGCAAGAGGAAGGAGUACAGGAAUGGCAUCAGAGAGGUCUGGACCCUCCUCACUAAAGAGCGGCUUGCUUUAGCUGCCUGCAGAAAAGGGCUUCCAGAGCCGAGCAAAUCCAACUAUGUUAUUGGAAGGACCAUCCUAUCAAUGGCUCAUGGCCACAAUGGCCCCGCUGUCGGAGGCAGUAUGCGCUCGUAUAUCAGUUGCGGGGAUCACCAGUGGGGAGAGGGAUGGCACUCUCAGGUCCUGCUUAUGGUCUUCCCAGAGGCAUCGGAUUAGCCACUGCAAGAAAAAGAUGGUGGACUAGAAGGACCGCUGGCCUGAUCCAGGAUGCUUUUUAUGUCCAACCCCAUUCAUCGGCUUGCUUGGGCAGGGUGCUGCCUGGGAUUCUAGCAGUCCCAGCGUGCUUUGUGCAAACCCAGAAGCAACUCCCUUUACAGAGAUGAGCACUUUUCUUUCCAAGAGGUCACGAUGGAUUUCACUCCCAUAUGAAGAACAAGGUCACCUUCCCAACCAGCCAUUGUGUCGUGGAGGAUUUUCUGGGCCUGAUUACAGGGUGCUUAUUCAGCCCUCCACUUUUCUUUUUUGCAGAGAUGCUGCUGACUACUUCUAUUUAAAAAUGACACAUACAUUUAUUGUGACCAGCAGAAACUGGAAAUGUCUGUCAAUGAGCUACAGAAGCCCAACGACUUGCAUCUGGGUCCUUGUGACUGUGGGUCCAAUAUCAGUCCACUGGUUAACUGGUUUGGGUAUGCCAGUGAACUUGAAUCAUAGAAUUGGAAGGGACCUAUGAGACCAUCAAGUCCAACCCCCUGCUCAAUGCAAUGAGAGCCAAUGGACAAAAUCAUUACAAUAACUUUGUUGGCGAUUAACUCUAUACCAAGAUACAAAUCUAUGGUGCAGCCACAUUUGGAAUGCUGCAUACGGUUCUGGUUGCCUCGCCUAGGAAAGGUUCAAAAAAUGGCAACCAAAACAGUCGAGGGGCUGGAACAACUCGCUUAGGAGGAAAGGUUACAUUUGGGGCUUUGUAGCUUGGAAAAACAGGUGUGCAAGGGGGAAACAUGACAGAGGUGUACGAUUACAUGUGGUGUGGCAAAAGUGGACAGCAAGACAGUUUUCUCCCUUUCUCACAACACUAGAACUUGUGGACGUCCAAUGAAGCUGAAUGCAGGGAAGUUCAGGACAGACAAAAGAAAGUCAUUCUUCACACAGCGGAUAGUCAAACUAUGGAAUUUGCUCCCACAAGAGCAGCAAUAGCCACGGACUUGGAUGGCUUUAAAAAAAGGUUUAGGCAAAUUAACGGCCGGUAGGUCUAUCGAGGGCUGCUAGCCAUGAUGGCUAUGCUCUACCUCCACCAUCAGAUGCAGUAUGGCCUGGAAUAUCAGUUGCUGCAAACCUCAGGAGGGGAGAGGGCUAUUGCACUCGGGUCCUGCUUGAGGGCUUCCCAUGAGGGCAUCCGGUUGGCAAUGUGAGAACAGGAUGCUGGACUAGAUGGGCCGCUGGCCUGAUCCAGCAGCCAAGGUCUUCUUACCUGCCUCAAGAGGACGAAAAGGAGUGGCAAAGUGUUUUCGAUGAAGGGUGGAGAGGCAGCAGUCUCCUUCAGCCAUUUCAAAGCCACAUGCAAGGGCAUUGCGAGAAGGGUGUGAGCCCGGAGCUGCCCUCCCUGUCCCGAUCCACUCCAUGAAGGCCUGGAGGAGAAGUCUUCGCAGGGUUUGACUGAACACUGGAAGCUGCCUGACGCUGGUCCAUCUAGCUCAGUAUUGUCUCCACUGACUGGCAGUGGCUCUCCAGGGUUACAGGCAGCCCCACCUGGAGAUGCUGGGGACUGAAUUGGGGACCUCCUGCAUGCAAAGCAGGUGACCUGCCACUGAGCUGUGGCCCUUUCCCAAUGCCUAGAAUUCUCCCCACGAUCAGAAACCCUGACACUGCAGGAUUUCCAGCUGCAGGGAGGCUUCUAACCGCAUGGAGCCAAACGUACUUAGCAUCCCCUUGAAGGCCUUCCGCUGUCUGGGGUGGAGCGAGGCAGGGCUGACUCUGUACCACGUUGUUGCCACAUGGCUGGGAACGAGGUUGGCCCAAGACGUCAUGGCAAAGGGCUAAGUAGCAUGCACACCCCACACACAGAAGCUGAUUGGACCAACAGCUGAGCCUUACAUGGACCCUGGGAAUGGAAGAGCAUCCUCCAUUGCACCUGAGGGCUAGUUUAGUGGGUCUACAGAGGAAGCUGCCUUAGACUGUGUUGGCCCAUUGGUCCAUCUGGCUCAGUACGUCUACACUGACUGGUAGCAGCUCUCCAGAGCUUCAUACAGGGAGCGUCUCCCAGCCCUACCUAGAGAUGCUUCCAGGGAUUGAACCUGGGACCUUCUGCCUGCAAAAUGGAUGCUCCAUCACUCAGCUAUGGCCCUUCCUCAAAGGGCCGGCCGUGCAGGGCACACACAGCUCUAAGCUCCCAACACCUCACCGCUCUUGCCUUCCCCACAUCUGCCACUCAAAGCAGCUGCCUCCCUCUGCCCAAUGGUAGGGCCAGCCCUGGCUCAACACCUGAAGACAGCUGGAGUAUUUGGUUAGAAUGGGGCAAUGCACGAUGCAUUUUAGAGAUGUCUCCAAGCUUCUGCUCUCCUCCUGCUGGUUCACCGCUCCCGUAGCCAGCAGGCAGUGUGGGCAAGUGUAAAAUAGGAACGGCUGGUUUCUCUCAGCAGGCGCUGUGGCAGGCAACACCAGAUCGCUAAGGGAAACACCUCUCAUCUGCCUGUGGUCACUUUACAUCCUUCUGCCCAUGAGUGGCAACAAGAGGCUGUUGUCCUCCACCCAUGACACAGCAUGGCACAGUACCCAUCAAAAAGGGAGGCCGGUUAUGAUGCUUCCCGAGACUGCGCCAGAACUGGCCCUUACGCGGACUCUGCCCCGGAAGAGUUCGAGGGAAGGCUUUCUAUGCGUGAUAUUGCCACAAUCAAGACUUACGCUUUUUUAAAAAAUAAAACAGAGUUCCAUUA
Molecule: messenger RNA, 4509 nt
Organism: Rhineura floridana
Lineage: Eukaryota; Metazoa; Chordata; Lepidosauria; Squamata; Rhineuridae
Gene: THPO
Product: thrombopoietin
Exons: 6
Coding region: 803-1414 (203 amino acids)
Biological process (GO): positive regulation of hematopoietic stem cell proliferation; thrombopoietin-mediated signaling pathway; positive regulation of ERK1 and ERK2 cascade
Cellular component (GO): extracellular region
Molecular function (GO): hormone activity; cytokine activity
Source: RefSeq, a predicted model, not a curated record